Messenger RNA from Didymodactylos carnosus, 639 nucleotides. NCBI's taxonomy places the organism in Eukaryota, Metazoa, Rotifera, Eurotatoria, Philodinida, Philodinidae. The record is from the annotation of a GenBank genome assembly.
AUGAAGUUAUUGGCUAUGUUCAUUUUACAUAAAGAAGGAGAUAGAAAAACAAAAAUUCUACAAGAUGAAUUUAAUUUAGAUAGUUUUGGAUAUUUUCAACGAAAUGGUGUUAAACAAUUACUUAUAUUUUCUGCCAGAACGGUAACGGAAAGAACAGCAGCUGGCACAAGACAGUCAGUUGAAGCAGAAAAUGUUGACGCUAUGGUUCAUGUUUACGUUCGAUCCGACGGUUUAUCAUCGGUGAUUAUAUCAGAUUCUGAAUAUCCCAUGCGCGUCGCACAUACUCUCUUAACGAAGGCACCAUCACAAGCUGAUCCAUUGAUGCGCUUACAAAAUGAUCUUGACGAUACAAAAAAUAUUCUUAAAAAUACUCUUGUCAAUGUGUUGGAACGUGGAGAAAAAAUCGAUGAUUUAGUGGCACGAUCAAAUGAUUUGAGUUUCGAAGCAAAAGCGUUCUAUAAAACAAUACUUCGUCGACCAUCAACCAAUAAAAUGUUUCCUUAUCAAUGCGAAGUUAUUCAACAAUAUCGAGGAUACACAAUGAAAGACCCGAUCAGUAACAGACAUAAUUCUGACGAUUUAAAAUCAUUUAAGUUAAUGAGCAGAGAUGGUUAUAAGUUGAUGAAUAAUUAUCAUUAG